Molecule: messenger RNA, 1388 nt
Organism: Panicum hallii
Lineage: Eukaryota; Viridiplantae; Streptophyta; Magnoliopsida; Poales; Poaceae
Product: NADH dehydrogenase (ubiquinone) complex I, assembly factor 6
Exons: 2
Coding region: 178-1086 (302 amino acids)
Biological process (GO): biosynthetic process; mitochondrial respiratory chain complex I assembly
Cellular component (GO): mitochondrion
Source: RefSeq, a predicted model, not a curated record
CUUCCUUUUGGGCAGGGCAUUGUGGGCCGGCCCACUUAACAACAAAAGCAAAUUGAUUGAGAUGGACUCCGCCGCCCAACAGACCCAUACCACAUCUCGCCGCCGCCGCCGCCCGACCGCCGUCUCCGGCGACGCACCGUGUCCUGCAGGACCUUAGUCACACCUGAUACAGGAUUCAUGAGCGCCACACCUGCAGCAAGCAGUAGCAUACAAGCAGCUCUCUCAUACUGCGUUAGGCAAGUCCGCAGCUAUGACUACCACCACUAUCUGUGCCUUCUCCACCUGCCCCCAGCCAUGCGCAAGGCUGCAUUCACCUUUAGGGCCUUCAACGUCGAGACAGCAAAAGCCAUGGACGUUGUGUCGGACCCUAAGACUGGCCUCAUGCGCCUUCUCUGGUGGAAGGACGUGGUUGACAAGGUCUUUGCCAACAAGCUGGUUGAGCACCCCGUCGCCCAGGCACUCUCUUUGGUUGUUUCGGAGCACAAGGUUAGCAAGCAUUGGCUCAAGAGGUCCGUGGAGGCAAGGAUAAACGACGCAAACCGUGAUGAGGGUGCCAUUCCUGAGACAAGUGCUGAGUUGGAGAGGUAUGCUGAAGACACCCAGUCCACCAUCCUUUACAUGACGCUGCAGGCUGGUGGUAUACAGUCCACUGUCGCUGAUCACGCCGCCUCGCACAUCGGCAAAGCCAGUGGUCUCUUGUUACUGCUCAAGGCACUGCCUCACCAUGUAAAUAAGCAAGGGGUGAUACCGUAUAUCCCAGCUAAUAUUGCCGAGGAGUGCGGCCUGCUUACACGGGAGGGUGGCCGGUCGGAGGUCAGGAUGGACGAGAGGUUGCCUGAUGCAGUUUUCAAGGUUGCAUCUGUUGCUGAAGCUCACCUGCACAAGGCGCGCGAGCUGGCCUCAUCUGUGCCAAGAGAGGCAAUCCCAGUGCUCCUUCCGGCCUUGCCAGCCCAGGUCCUCCUAGAUUCCCUGCGGAGAUGUGAGUUCAAUGUCUUUGAUUCGCGGGUGUCGAGGGGAGUGCACGGAGUCUCUCCCCUGUGGUAUCAGCUGAAGCUUAACUGGUACUCGUGGCGAAACAAGUACUGAAUCCGGUCACCGUUGUUCUUUGGAGCGAACUGCUGGUUGUUGUUGUUCCUUGUAGCAAAGCUGCCCUCAUGGUUUUGCUGUAAGAUUGAAGAAGAUGAGCAGUGUCUGCUAAUUGCUCCAACUGGUCGGCUUUGAGCAUAUUUUUUAGCUUGCUGUACAAUCUCCCACACACUGUUGAGAAGUUUAUGUUGUUUUCAGUACCGUUUUACAUGAAGCAGAUGAAUCUGUGUUGUGUACUACUGGUACUGAGGAUCCGUUGUGCUUCUGGGCUCCUUUCACAUUACAUGUAUCCUUGACAUUUA